AUGAUGUACAACAAAAACAAUAAAACCUGUGAAGCAUUUUCUCAAUCAAACGAUCAAGUUAUUUCACAAAAAGAAUUAGUAGAAUCAAACUUACCUUCAAAUGAUCAAGUUAAUAUUAGUGAUAGCCAUAUUGAAAGUCCACUUUCAGAAUGGUCCAAUUGGUCGUAUAAAUCUGAGAGUAUAAAUAAAAAUAAUAACAAUAGCAAUAUUUGUAGUCCAUUUUCAGAAUGGUCCAAUUGGUCAUAUAAUCCUGAAAGAAUAAAUAUCAAUAAAAGUUCUAACAAUAAACUUUCUUCCAGUGCAAAUCAAUUGAAUAAUUUGGACAAUAAUUUCGUUAAUCUCAGUCAAAUGUCAAUUUGGUCUGACUGGUCUUACCACCCAGAUACUUUCAAUGCUAAUAAGAAUGACAGAGAUUCUCAUUUCCUAUCAGUCUCAAUGUAUAAAAGACUUCCUUACAGACACACUAGGGCACUCAAUAUUGCUAAUCCUGCUUUAAAAACUGCCAUUGAACAAAGUACUAGAGAUUUAAAAAAUGUUGCAAAUUUUGAAGUUUGUGAUUUGAAACACAAGUUUGAAGAGUGUAAAAUAUCUAAGAACACAAUUUGUUCAUUGGAGAUUCUAAGACAAGUAAAUAAAGAGUUUAUAGCAGCUAUAACUAAUGAUAAUGGAAAGAAAUUGUUAAUACUAAUUGAUCAACAUGCUGUACAUGAAAGAAUUCGCUAUGAAUGGUUGAUAGAAACUUAUAGAGAAAAAGGAAGUUACAAAUACUUUUCAGUGAAAUUGGAUAGAGAUUUAUUAAUAUCAAAUAUAAACAAAAAUUUGUUGGAUGUUAUUGCUGUAAAUAGAAAGGUACUUACUAGAGUUGGCAUACAUAUAAAAUCAAUUAUUGGUUCAACUAGUUGCGUAGUUGAUGCUGUACCCAAAUGUUUUGUAAAAAAAGUAAGAGGCUACAAGAAUGAGUAUAACUUAUACAGACUGAUGAAAAACGUUAAACAAUUAAUAAUAGAAGUAGCAGACGGAUUGUCAAUAUCACAAAGUGUCUUGCCACCUGUUCUUCCAAUCAGUAUAAAUAAUGUCAUAGCAAGUGAAGCUUGUCACGAAGCAAUCAAAUUCGGCGAUCCUUUAAACGUCAAAGAAUGUACAUUGCUUCUGCAGACAUUGCAAGAUACUAAAGCUCCUACCCGGUGUGCACAUGGAAGACCAACAAUGAUACCACUAAUGGAUCUGUCAGGCAUUGAAAAACAAAAAUUGGCUACAAAGGUAUGCAUACUUCUUUAA
Nasonia vitripennis (jewel wasp) is the source of this 1278-nucleotide messenger RNA. RefSeq names its product DNA mismatch repair protein Mlh3-like. The transcript has 5 exons. Lineage: Eukaryota; Metazoa; Arthropoda; Insecta; Hymenoptera; Pteromalidae. The record is from RefSeq and is a predicted model, not a curated record. Bases 1 to 1278 code for a protein of 425 amino acids. Gene Ontology annotation, biological process: mismatch repair. Gene Ontology annotation, cellular component: mismatch repair complex. Gene Ontology annotation, molecular function: ATP-dependent DNA damage sensor activity; ATP binding; ATP hydrolysis activity.